This is a messenger RNA of Lethenteron reissneri (Far Eastern brook lamprey), 3633 nucleotides long. RefSeq names its product Ras suppressor protein 1 (gene RSU1). Gene Ontology annotation, molecular function: protein binding. The record is from RefSeq and is a predicted model, not a curated record. Gene Ontology annotation, cellular component: cytoplasm. Lineage: Eukaryota; Metazoa; Chordata; Hyperoartia; Petromyzontiformes; Petromyzontidae.
GCCAAUCGGCUCUCUCGGCAGUAGCAAGAUGUCUGCGCCCAGUGGUGUUCGACUUCGCCGAGCGUUGUGAAUCGGGGCGGUGGCGGCGGCGGCGUUCUUCAUCUCCCGCCGUUUCCAGCGUAGCGCCCGCGGCUCCGGCUCGCUCAGGGGGAUCCAGCAGGGCCUAAGGGGAGCCGAGAGAACCCGGGGCUAACACGAGGGAACGACGGGUUACGCGACAAAGAUGUCCAAGUCUCUGAAGAAAGCCGUGGAGGAGUGCAAGGAUAAGGAUGUGCCGGAGUUGGACCUGAGUGACAAGGCCGUAACCAACAUGUUAGACGUGCCAGGCCUCUUUGCGUUGAGUCAUCUCACCCAGCUGGUGCUCAGUCACAACAAGCUGCAGACUGUGACGGCGAACAUCAGUGAGCUGCGUAACCUGGAGGUGCUAAACUUCUUCAACAACCAGAUUGAAGAGCUGCCCACGCAGAUCAGCGGCCUGCAGAAACUCAAGCACCUGAACCUGGGGAUGAAUCGGCUGAGCACGCUGCCGCGAGGGUUUGGCUCCUUCCCAGCACUUGAGGUGCUGGACCUCACCUACAACAACCUCAAUGAGGCCUCCCUGCCAGGAAACUUCUUCUAUCUCACCACGUUGCGUGCUCUCUACCUCAGUGACAACGACUUUGAGACACUUCCUCCCGACGUAGGGAAGCUCAACAAGCUGCAGAUUCUGAGCGUGCGCGAUAAUGAUCUGGUGUCAUUGCCGCGGGAGGUGGGAGAACUCGCGCAGCUCAAGGAGCUGCACAUCCAGGGCAACCGCCUCACUGUGCUGCCACCUGAGCUUGGUGUGCUGGAUUUGGUGGGUCCCAAGCAGGUGUUCAAGGCUGAGAAUAAUCCCUGGGUGGCCCCAAUCGCUGACCAGUUCCAGGUCGGGCUGUCCCACGUCUUCGAGUACAUCCGCUCCGAGACUUACAAGUAUUUAUACGGCCGGCACAUGCAGGCCAAUCCAUCCCCACCACCCAAGACCAACGACAAGACCAAGAAGAUCAGCCGCCGUCCUCUGGCGGCCAAGAACAAGUAGUACCUGGCCGCUAACCCUGGGGUCCUCUCCAGACAGUCGCAGCCACCCACAGUCCCACCCAUAGGUCCACAUCUCCUGCAUCCAGCCAGCAUCAGCCAGCACCAGCCAGCACCCAGCCAAAGGCUCCCUCCUCCUGUCACACCGGCUAUGGCCCUCUAUCGCCUCAUGGGCCUUGUCAGUUCUGGGGGGGUUCCUGGCCUAUGAAUCCAGCAACCCCCUGUAUAGUGCCAGUAGUUACUUGAUGUCCAGCUGUCACUGCCAGACCCACAGUGCCUUUAACUAAGUACUCUAGCUGCUGUCUGUAAAACACACAACCCUGUCUUUAACCGUUGUGUUCGUUAUAUAAUCGUUACUCCUCUGGGAGGUGGCCACAUAUUUGUCCUCGCCACCCUUUCAUCCCACCGACCUCGCUGUUGCACAGGCAGAUUCAUUCCGAGGCCAGUGAGCGUGUGGGAGGGCACGCUGCUGACGGAACGGGCAAUUACACGUGUCGACGAGCAAGUCAGUCACUUGAAGACCACAAUUUCCCAAAGCUUGAUUAUUAUUAACGCGGAGGUUGGAAGUGCGGCAGUGCUUGAAAAUCCACCCACACGCUUGCACCCCCGCCCGGUGAGUCCAACAUCUGAGGAUCCUAACUCAAGACAUCCGUUUAUUAAAGCCCCUUCUUACGCUCCCGAUAGUUGCAUUGAAUUGUAAAAAUACGGAUAAUAAUUUUUUAUGCACAUUUAAGUCCAAACAUUUUCUCGCUCGGAGAAGGCGGUACAGCAAAGUGUGGACUAUUAUCACGUCGCUUGUGCAUUGGAUGUUUUCUCCCACGUACGUGUGAUUUUCUCCUGGAAAUCCAGUUUUUCUGAAAUCAUCUUAACAUAAGAGGACUCCGGAGCAUGGGCAAUUUUUGGUGCCGGCUCACUGUCUGGCUGCCUUCUAAUGUGUCUGUAGUUCCUCAGCAUUGUGUGACGCCAUUUGCACGAACGACAAUGCUAUAUAAACUAAAACAUUUCGCAAUUAUAUUAAAACACCGAUUCUUGAAUUGUGACCCCAAACCAAGACCAGACUUUAUUUCGUGGAGACGGAAGCGAGUUGAAAUCGUCACAUGCCUCUUGACUACUCUGGCUCGCUGCCAAUUAUUGAUUUAGCACUGAGCAACAAUAUUAAACUAUUGCGCUCCACAGUACUUAUGAUAAUCACCAAAUAGUUUUAAAGUUUAAAUGUGCGCUAUAGUUUUGCAUGAUGGCGUUAUUAAGAUAUGUAUACACCUGUAAUCGCAAAAAAAGGUUUAAAUGUUUAAAUGAUUCUUCUUGCUAACAGAUCAUUAGCUUUUUCCAAAACUCCGUAGUCCUUAAACACCUGACAUCAGGGUACGGUGAAUUUGCGAGGAGUGUUGUAUGAAUGACUGUAGGCAGAACACCCGUGCUUUCCUUGGACUGCCUGUGCUGCCUGCCUUCUCCGUACGGCUUUGCACAGCAUUAUCACGGCGCAGCACGGGUCAUCUCGCCUCGAAGCCGUGGGUUCGUUACCCGAGAGUGUCCGGUGGUCGGUGGGGUAACGCGGUCGUCGCGUGUAUCGUGUUCGAGAGAGCCCUUCAAGCCGCGCUCGCAGGACGUUCCGAUGGCCUGGCUUGACGAUAGAUCCCCUGGCACUCGCCCCGAGUGCGGCCCAACGGUCCUGUGUUCGUGCUGGAACGGCGUUUGUUAGCUUCACGCCGGCGGAGUUUCGGUCACAUGGUCAGCGUGUUCUACAAGCCACCUUGACUCAUCAUCCCUAUUGGGGUCGAUAAAAUGAGUAUCACUUUGUGAAAAAGUCAGCAGUGGCUGCUGUAUGGAUUAACUUGCCCCCACCGUAGGAAUUUCCGCUAAUGGCUCCGGAUGGUAAACAAGAUAAGCACCGCCUCAGUGCUCAAUUGAGCAGAUCACUGUGACAAUAGAAAUAAAGAUUCCCCAUGUAGCCUUAACAAACUGCUGGGGCAAGUGCUGUUAGCGAACACCUAUGAAGGUCAGCACGACACGAGGGGUUGGGAGGCCAGCUCACCACCACUAUCACCAGCAUCGUCAUUAACACGAAUUAGCAUGCAACUGAAACUCGCACAGCAGCAGGGAAUUCGGAGCCGGUGUUUUUUCUUGUGAACCCAUUCCUGCUGGUGGUAAUCAAAUAACCUACGAGGGUAAACUGCAGGUUCCCAACACCUCUCUCUGGCCAGUAUUAAGCAGCACAGAUUCUUUGAUUCAGCGGAACUGCCCACAAAUGUGCCUCGGGUGGUCAGCUCACCCCACGAUUCUGUGCUUGCAUUUCACAAACGCCUCGAGUGAGAUUUUCCCCUCCGUUUACACCGAUUCUAGUGCAAAGUGCCAGACUAUUUCACUUAAGUUGCUGUGUGUGAAUGCCUAAUGAAGUGUAAUUUCAGGUGCUAAAUAACAAACCUAGCCUAUAGCUGUGGUUUUGAAAUAACAAGACAACCUAACAUGUCUGGCCGGACUCUAGUCCACGUUGCUCGUUCCGCUUGCUGCCCUGCAUGUACAUUUGCUUUUGUAAACCUAUAUAAUGUAAACCUAUAUAAUGUAAUAAAGUGGUUAUGCUUA